UCAUUCUCAUUACCUAACAGACAUAAUGGCUGGCAAGGGUGGCAAGGGCAAGGGCGGCCGCGGUGGCAAGUCCAAGUCGCGCACGCGCUCCUCGCGCGCCGGGCUUCAGUUCCCGGUUGGCCGUAUCCAUCGGUUCCUCAAGGAGGGCCGCUACGGCAAGCGCAUCGGCUCGGGUGCUCCGGUCUACCUCGCUGCUGUCCUCGAGUACCUCGCGGCCGAGAUCCUCGAGCUCGCUGGCAACGCUGCCCGCGACAACCGUCGUGCGCGCAUCAACCCGCGCCACAUCCAGCUCGCCAUCCGCAACGAUGAGGAGCUCAACAUGCUGCUCAAGGACGUCUCGAUCGCCCAGGGUGGUGUCCUCCCCAACAUCCACGCCGUCCUCCUCCCCAACAAGUCGAAGAAGAAGUAAGCAAGCUUCGCCUUUCGGCUCGCGCACGCGUGCUCUGGACCUAACACGUCCUACAACAACCUGCGCUCUUCUUAGAGCGCACCCCCGUUCUCCAGCGAGGGCAGAAUAACACAAUCGAUCAACCACCG
This is a messenger RNA of Thecamonas trahens ATCC 50062, 537 nucleotides long. Its product is annotated as late histone H2A.1. NCBI's taxonomy places the organism in Eukaryota, Apusomonadida, Apusomonadidae. Gene Ontology annotation, molecular function: protein heterodimerization activity; structural constituent of chromatin; DNA binding. The transcript is spliced from 2 exons. Bases 26 to 409 code for a protein of 127 amino acids. Gene Ontology annotation, cellular component: nucleosome. The record is from RefSeq and is a predicted model, not a curated record.